AUGCAACAAACCUUGUUGGCGCCAGCAACAAGUUAUCAGAACUCUCUAGUACAAUAUCUUUCGAAAAUGGGAAACACAUCAACCUGCACUUCAAAGGGAAUACAAUUUCACUUGAUCCCACCCAGGACACCUCACUUUAGAGGCUUAUGGGAAGCAGCCGUUAAAUCAGCAAAACGCCUUCUGAUCCGUAGUGUGGGCUCAGCAUCAUUAACUUUUGAAGAAUUGGAAACUGUGCUUAUUGAAAAAGAAGCAAUUUUAAAUUCGCGUCCCUUGACACCCAUGUCCAACGAUCCAUUUGAUAUUCCCGCCCUAACUCCUGAACAUUUAUUAAUUGGUGAAGCUCCUACAGGUUAA
Glossina fuscipes is the source of this 354-nucleotide messenger RNA. RefSeq lists its product as uncharacterized. Bases 1 to 354 code for a protein of 117 amino acids. NCBI's taxonomy places the organism in Eukaryota, Metazoa, Arthropoda, Insecta, Diptera, Glossinidae. The transcript has a single exon. Gene Ontology annotation, molecular function: nucleic acid binding. The record is from RefSeq and is a predicted model, not a curated record.